This is a messenger RNA of Dracunculus medinensis (Guinea worm), 4233 nucleotides long. The record is from the annotation of a GenBank genome assembly. NCBI's taxonomy places the organism in Eukaryota, Metazoa, Nematoda, Chromadorea, Rhabditida, Dracunculidae.
AUGGGCACGACAAAUUUUAAUAAUUUUGAUGAAAUGGAUGGAUCGGAUAUUUAUGAUGAACUGAUUGGUUCAAGAGGUUAUGGUGAAGAAGAUUGGAUAAGGCAAAGUUUAGACGAUGAUAAUAAUACGUCACCACCUUCAUCGUCUCAUCAUACCAAUGCAGCAACAACGCUUGAUCUGAAUACAAAUCUUCGAUCUUGUCCAUCACCUUUGGCUCAGAUACCAACACGAGAUCAGUUUUGUUUUGAUCAACCACCGCAGUUAUCACCUGAACCAAAUGAACGACCAACUUUUCAUCAUUUGACGAAUCCUGUUCAACAACGCCAGCAACAAUAUUGUGUCGGUGCAGUUCCCGCUAAUGCUACUAAUAAUUCGCAGACAAAUGACUUGACUGAACUCGAUUAUACAAUAUGUUCCGAACUUGGUGUUAUACCGAUAUCAACUGAUUUACAACAGCUACAUACUAAUAAUAAUUUACAACAAUUAUCGUCGCAAGUAACAACUGCACAACAACGUCAAGAAGUUCAUUUGAUUCAUGCUCCAAAUCCUAAUGAUUUACAGUUAAGUCAACAAAUUCAGACUGAAAUUCAGUUAAUUCAGCAACAACCACAAUCAACUCAGCCACAAGAAAUCCACAUAAUUCAACAGCCUAGUGCAGAUUUACAACAGUUAACUGCACAGCCACAACAAUCAUCUGUAUUGCAGUAUUCUAAUGGAAAUAUAGCAACACAAGCUUCGGGCUGUGUACAAGGACAGUGGUUUGUCCCCGCUCAACUUCAGCAAGUACAAACGAAUGGUGGAACUGUUUUCGUUGUUCCAUCGCAGUCGGCUGGUGUAAUUCGUGGUAUAACAAAUCAAACAACAGGGCAAAUUAUCGCUCCAACUGUUACACAUUUGCCAAUGGUUACAACUACACAACAAGAUGGUCAACCGCAACAGUUACAGCAUAUUGUGCAAACCAUUCCACAACAACAACAGCAGAAUCGUCCGGUUGUUAGUAAAGAAUCAAUAGCAUAUACGGUUAUCUCAAGUGGUAAUGUACGACAGCCAUCUGUUAUGCGGCAAUUGCUUUCUCAACCAAGUAGUAUGCGUCCAACUUUGCAUUCAGUGCAACCAUCUACUAGUUAUUCCACUACUGUGCCACGAUCACGACAGCGGAAUAUACAGCCUAGAGCAAAUGGCCGACGAAGGAAUAAUACGCAGCAAGGCAGUACCUUGGGUUCUGUUCUUACGACGGCAAAUCAGUUAGCUGCACAAUCAUCCACUGAUCCUCUACAGAAUCGCAAUAUUUUGCCAAUACAAGGGCAGAUAGACUUACGAUUAAGUAAAGAGAAUGCUGAUCAAGUUGCUAAAUUAUCUUCUGAAAUCGAAAGGCUUGUAUCGCUGCAGGAACAAUAUAAUGUUGAUCACUCAGCACAGAUAGAUGAUCUUGUGAAAAAAAGAGCUGCCAUAUUUUUUCAGACUCUUGUGGAACAACAUGGUGAUGUACAGUUGUUGACAGCGGCGUCGACAGGUGCAUCAAAUUCAUCAAUGCAGAUUCCUGCUGUUCGCUCCAGAAAUAAUUAUCGUUCACAAGCAUCGACGCACCACCAAAUUAUUCAACAUCAAGUUCAGCCGUCAACAAGUUAUGAACAAUCACAACAACAAACGGUGGUGUAUGGUACUGCUCAAAAUGUAAUUCAUCAAAUUGUUCAACAUCAGGUCCAACCUUCAACAAGUUAUGAGCAGCCACAACAAACAGUAGUGUAUGGUGCCACUCAAAAUAAUGGUCCAGUAUAUUCAAAUGCUCAUUAUCCAACAAUCUCUCAAUCACUGCAGCGCAAUACUUAUGAACAGCGUCUAAAUAGUGCUGUUCAAAUGCAACAGGCUAAUUUGGUUGUAAAUGCAGAAUCCAACUCAGCCAGAUAUUCUGUGGCUCCACCACCACGCUUGCAAAGUAAAAGCGAGGCUGUUGCAUGUUUUACAAAUAAAAAAAAUAUUAGAGGAGAAAGAAUGAUCUUCUUUGAAGGAUCGUCACAUUCCAUCACUUUCCAGAGCGCUGCUCUAUCAACUGAAUCGAAGGCAGUUGUAAAAUCGAUGAAGCAAGUGAACGGUGGAUUGCUAUUAUUUGAAGCGUUGUUUCAGUACCCUUCUUAGUUGAAAAGUUAUUUUUCACAGUUGUUGCAAUCGAUCUCUUCUUCCGAUCUUAAUACACCCUUCAAAAAUGUAAAAGAUGUUAUUGAACGACUUAUCCCCUUUCAUUUUUAUUAUGAACCUGAUCUCAGUGAUGAUACUCUUGGUCAAUUUGAUCAUAAUUAUUUGCGUUGCUUUGUCCAUUUGACGGACCGGCUUAUCCAUAUUGAGCGUCAUAUGAGGGAUAUUUUUUUCCGACAAUCUAUAGGAGAUUCGUUCAAAGAGGAAGUUACUUUAUUACUGGCAUUGGACCACGAUUACGAAAGACGAGCUCUGGAGAGGGAACGUCAUGAGGUGUUAAAAGAUCGAGAUGCCUUUCUCUCAAAACUAACGGUUUCUCACGUAAUUAAUGAGGAAUUCAUUGCAAGACGAAGAAAAGAAAUUGAAGCAAAACGGUCUACCUACAAAUCUCAAAUCAACUUCGAAUAUCCUGAUUUUUCGGAAGAGGAGAUCAAGGCACGUGUAAUAAGUCCAUAUCCAGAUUCAGAAUCUUGUUAUUCAGUGGAAUCUAGUAACGAUUCAGUGACUAAUAUUGAAGAAUCUAAACAAAGGAAUAUGUUACGGUCUCAAGAAAGGAUAUCUGGUAACGGCGUUGCAGAUCAUAUGGGAAAAGUUGACCUAACAGUUGAAAAAAAAGUCGAAGGUGGCGCUAAUGCAGUUGCAGAAAUAGCGUGUGGCAAAAUUCAGCAGGCGAUAUUUGGUAUGCGAGAGGAGGAGAAUAUUCCUCCAGCGAAAAUGUCUUUCUAUAAAAACAUUCAUGUGCAACAGAUAAAUGAAAAUGAAACCAGAAUUUUGCCUUCAUCCAAAUAUGAGUCUGAUAUUUUGUUACCAGCACAUUCCGAAACAUCAGUCGAUUCCAGUCCAUCUCCUGAAUUGUCCAGUUCAUUUUAUCAAUCUCCUCAUGUAAACUCAACGGGAUUUAAUGAGUGUGAUGAUGCAAAAGAGAAGCAAAAAAUAAAAUUAACCGAAUGUAAAGUGAAGGAAACAGAAUGUAAGCUGAAACUGAGAUUAUCAAAUAUGGAUUAUAAAGAAAAUUCCAGUUGCUCAAUGCUACCAAGUACAAGUGAAAUUAUUGCAAAAGAAAGAAUUUAUCAAGUUGAGGAGUUACAUGUGGAUGGUGGCAUCAGUGAAAACGAAAUGUGUAAGAAAGAAGAAAGAAGACCAAUCGUAUUGAAGCUACCUCUAAAGAACAAUUUUUCUAAAAAAAGUAUCGAAAAAGAACGAAAGAGACGGAAAAUUAGCAAAAAGCAAGAUCCAAAACGGCAAAAAUUCGAAUAUGUGUGCUAUAAUGAGACAAAUGACGAAUCGUCAGAUCACAUAAAAUUGCGGAUUUCACGUGUGCAGUCAUCUUCAUUAUAUGCAAAUUUUUCUGCAUCUUCUUUUUGUUUUUCUGCUAAUAAUAGUAGUUCUGCCGAUACGAAAGGAAGAUCGCCAGUUCAGAAAACAGAUGCAGAGAAAUUCAAUCGAAAUAUUAUUUCAGUGGAUAAUAAUUCCUUUACUUCAAAACACUUUGAAAAAGAAUCUAAUAAUACGAUUGCUGCGCAAAAUUUAACUGCCCAUCCGAAAAUACCGAAACUUCGAAUUCGUCUUGGUAGAGAUAUACCUGCAGGCGAUCGCUGUCAAAGCGUGAAUGAUGAAGAAAUAAUAUUUCGCCAUCCGAAAUCUGAAUAUGACGAAGAAAAGUUUUAUCAAAAAUCUGUUAAAAGUCAUAAAACAGUUGAAAAAUUUAACACCUCAUCGACUUUAUCUUUUCAAACAAAUUUUCCGCCAGCAGUUGGUGGUUCAAAAAAUCCGAAACACUUGAAAUCAUGCUUUUCGUCAGAUGUACAGUUCUCAUCUUCAUCAGAUACUUCAGACGAUGAAGCAGAUAGUGAAUUGCGAGCACAAACAGAUACAGUUCUGAAGCAUUUGAAUAACUGGACGUCGAAUCCUUCCUCAUGCGACCAUUCUAGUAUUUUAUCUAAUUUGACUGAUAAUAGUCCAAUAACGAACAGUACAACACAUCAAAAUAUUGCAAUACCUCGAAAAAAUGUAAAUAUUAAGAAGUUUGUUGAAGUUUAG